UUUAACACAACAUCACAUGAUUUUUAACAAUAAUUGGUUGUGUAUCACUGCUUGCUGUGGUAUGAAUUUAUCAAGCGACUCAUUUCAACGAUUGACAUUUUAAUUACACUCAAUAGUCAAAACGUGUGUCAUACGAACCAAGACUCCAAGUGCUUGCGACGAUGAAACAAACUGUGUGAUAAUGAAUGCCAUCAUUGCCUUGUGUCAUUUUUGUGAAGUACAUGGUCCAAGGAUUGUGUUUUGCACACAGCCCUUUCGCCAGCAGGAGCCGACGACAGAAAUAGAAAGUGAUGACGCCAGUUUAUCGUCGUAUCGCCGGGUGAAGUCGAACUCUGUGAGUUCCAACUCAUCAUGUGACACUCCGUCUUGUGCCACUCCAUCCCUUCCCAGCAUGAAGAAUGAUCUUUGUGAGGGAUGUUACUCUAUCAAAACGGGAUACUACAGUCAAGACGACGAUGCCCAAGUCAGUUAUGUGAGCAGACAGCAGCCACAUCAUCCUCGAGUGUUCAGCCGCAUUCGCCAAGCUUGCAUCAGGAGUCUUAGUUGUGAGGUUUGUCCUGGUAAAGAAGGCCCAAUAUUUUUUGGAGAUGAACAAUAUGGACAUGUUCUGAGUUACACAUUUUUUUUAGCCGACAGUCAAGCUCGCGGCAUUAGACGAUGGAACAGUAUUUUGGUGGUCAUGAUGGACAAAAUAUAUCUGCUGAAUUCGUGGCCAUUCCUUGUGCCCCACCUGAAAACUGUGAUAGAUAACCUGCAGUCGAAGGCUGACAGAGUGUUUGAAAUGGACGAGAAGACGAAUCCUCAGCGAUUGCACAGGUUGACAUCUUCAAGAAGGGGAGGUAAACCUGCCCGCUCUCUCGUGGAACUGACUGGGUAUAAUCACGUGUUCAAACUUCUGCACCUGUCGUUUGUGUGGAUUUUAAAGUCGUGUAGUAACCGCAUUUCAGAGACCUUGCUGGAAGGUCCACCAACGGAAGAUUCCAUUAUAGAUAUGGAAAAACAAGAAGAAACGGAGGAUGGGUUUAUUAAGGUCUACACUAGAAAACUGGGUGAUGGUGACACACAGCAUCUGUCGGGUGAUGAGAGCGAUUCAAGCAUCGAUAUGGGCGUGGGUGACGUGUCUGUGCCUGGUAUUAAGAAUAUCAGACAUCUCUGGAAGGUUCUUGGACACAAUCAGUUUCACACUCUGGCUCACCAUGCUGUGAUUGGCAACCAAAUCAUUGUCACAGGAUCACCGAAAUCAUUGGUCAAAUCAAUUCUGAUUGCACUGAAGUGCCUGCUACCUAAAGGUUGUUGUCGUACCAUAUGCUACAGCAGCAAGUAUGAAGAAUCAUGGCGCUGUAAUUUCCUCGGGCUGAAGCCAGGCAUAAUGGUGCCUAAACACGUAAUGUCAUCCGAGAUGUUUGUUCUUGUGGAAGUAAAAACGUUGGGAAUGACUGACUCGGACCAGAUAGACAAUUCUUUGAAUUCUCUCGACUCGGAAAAGGGGGAGAUAAACGAUUUGCUUUCCACAUACACAUUCAAGAUGUCCAGCCCGGUUGUACUUCCUGCUAAAGCUCCCAUUGUACUGAAGAAAAUGAAGUUAGCUAUUCAGAAUGAAAAUCUUACUGAGGAAGUUGUCGAAUCAUGUUUUGUGUGUUUGAAGGAAGAAUGGAUGAACAAAGUGAAAGUGCUGUUUAAGUUCACGAAAGCCGGAGGGAGUCGGUCGAAGGAGGACACAGCCAAACUGCUGCAGGUUGUUGGGGCCCGGGAUGAGGAUCAACAGCUCCUCAAGUUCUGGAUGACUGGACUCAGUGUGCAGUAUCGCACACACAUCCUCUCUUCGUCCAUGAGUCAAGUUUCAUAGGACAAUAUUGCACACACAUCCUCUCUUCGUCCAUCAGCCAAGUUUCAUAGGACAGUAUUGCACACACUUUCUCUUCCAUAAGCCAAGUUUCAUAGGACAAGUGCUUAACAUUCUCUGUGAUGUUAAUUUGUGCACAGUAUAGCAGACAUGGAUUCUAAUUUUCCAUGAAUCAAGUUUCAUAGGAAAAAUACUUAAUAUUAAUUGGUGCAGUAUAACAAACAUGAAUUCUUGUCUUCAACGAGUCCAGUUAAACAGGACAAAUAUUUAACAUUCUCUGUGAUGCUAAUUUGUGCACAGUAUAGCAGACAUGUGGAUUCUAAUUUUCCAUGAGUCCAGUUAAACAGGACAAAUAUUUAACAUUCUCUGUGAUGCUAAUUUGUGCACUGUAUAGCAGACAUGUGGAUUCUAAUUUUCCAUGAGUCCAGUUAAACAGGACAAAUAUUUAACAUUCUCUGUGAUGCUAAUUUGUGCACAGUAUAGCAGACAUGUGGAUUCUAAUUUUCCAUGAGUCCAGUUAAACAGGACAAAUAUUUAACAUUCUCUGUGAUGCUAAUUUGUGCACUGUAUAGCAGACAUGUGGAUUCUAAUUUUCCAUGAGUCCAGUUAAACAGGACAAAUAUAUAACAUUCUCUGUGAUGCUAAUUUGUGCACAGUAUAGCAGACAUGUGGAUUCUAAUUUUCCAUGAGUCCAGUUAAACAGGACAAAUAUUUAACAUUCUCUGUGAUGCUAAUUUGUGCAUAGACUAGCAGGCAUAGAUUAUAGUCUUCCAUAAGUCAAGUUUCAUAGGACAGAUACUUAACAUCCGCUGUGACAUUAGUGCAAGAUAACAAACAUGAAUUCUCAUCUUCUAUAAGUCAAGUUUCACAGGAUAAAUACUUAACAUCUUCUGUGACAUUAAUUAGUGCACAAUAUAGCAGACCUAAUAGAUUCCAUUAUUUCAUGUAGUGAUGUUUAACAUUCUCUUCGACAUUAAUUAGCGUAUAAAAUAGCGAACAUAAUGGAUUCCAUUCUUUCGUCAUUCAAAUUUUAUAGGACAAAUGCUUAAGAUCCUCUGUGACAUUAAUUUGUGCACAAAAUAGCAGACAUAAUAGAUUCCAUUCUUUUAUGAGUCAUAGGACAAAUGUUUAACAUUCUCUUCAACAUUAAUUAGUGUAAAAAAUAGCGGACAUAAUGGAUUCCAUUCUUUCAUCAUUCAAAUUUUAUAGGACAAAUGCUCAACAUCCUCUGUGACAUUAAUUAGUGCACAGUAUAGCAAACAUUUGGAUUCUCAUCUUCUAAGAGACAAAUUUCAUAGCCAAAUGCUUGACUUCCUUGGUGACAUGGUAUGGUGCAAGGAAGAAACCAGGAUUACCAAGUGUAGUGAAGUGAGAAUUCUAAAAUGGGAGUAUUUGAACAUUUGAAAUCACUGUGUCGGUGAAAGACUUGUUUCAUCUUAAUAAUCUAAAGCAUCCCAGUGUUUACUUGAGAUAGUAAAACUAUCUUAAAUACAUAAUAUAUAUAUAUUAGUGAUUUCCCUAGAAAUUUGGCAAGGCAUGGUAGACCAAACAUCUUUGGGGCAUUUUCAUAAUUUUCGGGGCACUUGUUUUUAAUUAAAAAUACACAAAAAU
Molecule: messenger RNA, 3454 nt
Organism: Gigantopelta aegis
Lineage: Eukaryota; Metazoa; Mollusca; Gastropoda; Neomphalida; Peltospiridae
Product: folliculin-like
Exons: 9
Coding region: 182-1846 (554 amino acids)
Biological process (GO): positive regulation of transforming growth factor beta receptor signaling pathway; positive regulation of TORC1 signaling; positive regulation of GTPase activity
Cellular component (GO): cytosol
Molecular function (GO): GTPase activator activity
Source: RefSeq, a predicted model, not a curated record